Leptonychotes weddellii (Weddell seal) is the source of this 1643-nucleotide messenger RNA. The record is from RefSeq and is a predicted model, not a curated record. NCBI's taxonomy places the organism in Eukaryota, Metazoa, Chordata, Mammalia, Carnivora, Phocidae.
GGUAGCUUUGCCUGCACGCCCCUGUGAAGUAGAGGGGGUGACCCCCAGAUGGGUAAUGUAUUGGAAGGGACCUGGCACAGAUCUCGAUGGGAUGUAAGGUAAUAAUUUCGUACAUACAGGACAUGAUUCCCCUUUGAAAGUUGUGUAGACAGUGUUUGCAUUUACCCAUGUUAGGUUAUAGCCCAAAGAGGGAUUUUAUUUAAAGUGAAAGCUGGAAGUUUUGACCAAGAUAAGAAUCUAUUGGUUGUAACUGCCUGAAGGCUUCACUGUUGCUUUGAUUUCAGCCUGUCCAUCAGAUGAGCUCUAAGAGGGGGAUUUGCUGAGCCCCCUUGCGGUCAGGUCACACCCACAGGCCACUGAACUGGGGGUCAAAGAAGGAGGUGAAGGGCAGGUCAGGCUGCCACAGUGUAUAGGUUAGGGGUGUGUGCGUGUGUGUUUGUGUCUGUCUUCAGGCUGAAGGGGGGGUGGGUUAAGAAAUGGCUAAGAAAUCACUAGUUUAGGAUGCAUGCUAUUACUGAUUCUUCCGCUCUUCCGCUACGCUAUUGUAGUCUACCAACAUGCUAUUAAGGUUCUUCUACCAAAUCGCCUCUUUCAGGAUUGAACAAUGUGAGAUAACCAUAGCUUUUUCUUCCUUUAGACCCCUGCUCUUCCAGACGAGCGAACAUGUGGCCAGUAGCCCCGCCUUGGGGGACAUUAUUCCCUUCAGCAUCAUUAUUCAGUUUUUGUUUACCAGAGCACCUGCUGAGCUGAAAUCCCCUUUUCAGAGGGCAGAAUGGUCCCACGCACGCUUCUCCCAGUGGCUAGAUGACCAUCCAUCUGAAAAGGACCGGCUCCUCCUCAUCAGGGGAGCUCUGGAAGCUUAUGUUCAAUCAGUGAGAAGUAGAGAAGGCAAAGAAUUUGCACCAGUUUAUCCCAUAAUGGUUCAACUGCUUCAGAAAGCCCUGUCUACUCUUCAGUAACAACGUGAAGUAGUUCUCAAUCUCCCUUUUGUGCGAACCCAAGGUUGGCAGUUAACCUAAGAAACACAUACUCUAAAAACCAGCUACCAUCCACUAUUUUAAGAAUGUAAUCAACCUCUCUGUACUUCCUGUUGAUCUUCUCCUUACCUCUCGAGCCCCUCUCCCUUAAGUAAAAAUGUCAAAAUAGAUUCAUCACUACCUUCAAACUCCGUGGACCUGAUUUUUCCAGAAAGAUACCCAACUCUUUUUUCUUUCAGGAUUUUUUUUUUUUUUUUUAGGAGACUAGCUAAAAUUUCUUUCCCAUAAGAGUCCCCCUCUGUGUACACACACACCCUAAGUUCCCGUUGCUUUUUAAGGGCUCUGACCAAGUUAUAAAUACCCUGCUGCUCCCAAUUAACCUUUGCCCUCACUAGGUAAGUGUGUAGCCCAGUGGUUUCCAAAUUUGACUGCACAUUAGGGUCACUGGUGGAAAGCUUUUGAAAAUUCUGAUGCCCAACGCACACCCCGUGUUGACACAUCUGGGGGUAGGGCCAGGCAUCCGUUUCUGAAAAUAUCCCCGGGUGUUUCCAGUAUGCAGCAAAGUCUGGGAACCACCGGUAUCUCCCAAAGCUAAGACAUAGGGUCAUAUGUUGUUUAAGUAUGUCUUACUAUAUCUGUAAUAAAGACAGAGCAAGGCUGUCUUUA